Misgurnus anguillicaudatus (oriental weatherfish) is the source of this 2655-nucleotide messenger RNA. RefSeq names its product RAD54 like (gene rad54l). The record is from RefSeq and is a predicted model, not a curated record. Gene Ontology annotation, molecular function: DNA translocase activity; ATP binding. NCBI's taxonomy places the organism in Eukaryota, Metazoa, Chordata, Actinopteri, Cypriniformes, Cobitidae. Gene Ontology annotation, biological process: reciprocal meiotic recombination; double-strand break repair via synthesis-dependent strand annealing. Gene Ontology annotation, cellular component: nucleus.
AGUGAUCUACGCGCGGGACUCAAACGCGUAUAUUCAAUAAGAAGUGUUUUGUUUUAGUUCUAGUUAAAAUGGGUUAAAUCUAGAUAACUUGUUUUGAUUAAAACUACAUGUUUAAUGCCGGAAGUUUGCUAAUUUUAGGACUUGAAGCGCUUACAUUGACAAACAAUUUAGAAAAGGACGAAUUUAAAGGAGAGUUUCUGCUAUGGAAAUACAAUUACAUUUGCGUGUAUAAAAUAAAUGAAUUUUCUGACUAAACAACAUGAGGAGAAGUUUAGCACCCAGUCAGGUGGCUAAAAGGAAGCAAGACGCAGAUUCAGAGGAUGAGGACUGGGACCCUGACAUUUCAUCACAGAAGAAGAGAGAUUGUCGUGAGAACUACAUCUCACCUUACAGAAAACCACUGACACCACUGAGUAACAGACCUGUGUGUGCUGAUGGCAAUGAGCAUGAAGCCUUCAUCCGCAAGAUCUUAUCAAAGCCGUUCAAGAUUCCCAUCCCAAAUUAUACAGGCUCAUUGGGUCUGAGGGCUCUUGGACUGAAACGGGCCGGUGUGAGGAAAUCCUUGCAUGACCCUUUUGAAGAUGGAGCUCUGGUUCUGUACGAGCCGCCUGUUGUGAGCGCUCAUGACCUCAUCAAAGCAGACAAGGAUAAGCUGCCAGUGCAUGUGGUUGUAGAUCCAGUGCUCUGUAAAGUGCUUCGACCCCAUCAAAGAGAGGGUGUGAAGUUCCUGUGGGACUGUGUGACGGGAAGACGUAUUCCAAACUCAUACGGCUGUAUAAUGGCAGAUGAGAUGGGGCUGGGGAAGACGCUGCAGUGUAUCACUCUUAUGUGGACGUUACUGAAACAGAGUCCUGAUUUCAAACCUGAGAUCGAUAAGGCCAUCGUGGUGUCUCCGUCCAGUCUGGUGCGCAACUGGUACAACGAAGUGGGCAAGUGGCUCGGAGGUCGCGUGCAGCCUGUCGCCAUCGACGGCGGGUCCAAAGAGGAAAUAGACCGCAAACUUGUAAACUUCAUUUCCCAGCAGGGAUUGAGGGUUCCGACUCCAAUCCUGAUCAUAUCCUAUGAAACUUUCCGUCUGCAUGCUGAGGUCCUGCACAGAGGCAAAGUUGGACUGGUUAUUUGUGAUGAGGGUCACAGACUCAAGAACUCAGAUAAUCAGACUUAUCAAGCUCUGAACUCUAUGAACGCUCAGAGGAGGGUGCUGAUAUCUGGGACUCCCAUCCAGAAUGAUUUACUGGAGUAUUUCAGCCUGGUGCACUUUGUCAAUUCUGGUAUCUUGGGCACGGCUCAGGAGUUUAAGAAGCGCUUUGAGAUUCCCAUCCUGAAGGGUCGUGAUGCGGAUGCCAGUGAUAAAGACAGAGCCGCUGGAGAGGAGAAACUCAAGGAACUCAUCGGCAUUGUUAACAGAUGUUUGAUUAGAAGAACCUCAGAUAUUCUUUCGAAGUAUCUGCCUGUGAAGAUUGAACAGGUCGUCUGUUGCCGUUUAACUCCUUUGCAGAAAGAGCUGUACAAGUUAUUCCUGAAACAGGCUAAACCUGUAGAGAGUCUGCAGACGGGCAAGAUCAGCGUAUCUUCUCUGUCCUCCAUCACAUCACUUAAGAAGCUCUGUAACCAUCCUGCAUUGAUUUAUGAGAAGUGUUUGGCAGGAGAAGAAGGAUUUGAUGGUGCUUUAGAUCUCUUCCCUCAGAAUUAUUCAACUAAAGCUGUCGAGCCACAACUCUCAGGAAAGAUGUUGGUACUGGACUAUAUUCUGGCAAUGACCAGGAGUACAUCAAGUGAUAAAGUGGUUCUGGUCUCUAACUACACGCAGACUUUAGAUCUGUUUGAGAAACUGUGUCGAACCCGGAGAUACCUUUAUGUUAGACUGGAUGGGACGAUGUCCAUCAAGAAGCGAGCCAAGAUAGUGGAGAGAUUCAACAGCCCCUCUAAUCCAGAGUUUAUAUUCAUGCUCAGCAGUAAGGCGGGAGGCUGUGGGCUUAAUCUGAUUGGUGCAAAUCGUUUGGUGAUGUUUGACCCCGACUGGAAUCCAGCCAAUGAUGAACAAGCGAUGGCCAGGGUGUGGCGAGAUGGACAGAAGAAAACCUGCUACAUCUACAGACUGUUAUCGACGGGGACCAUAGAGGAGAAGAUCUUGCAGAGGCAGGCUCAUAAGAAAGCUUUGAGUAGCUGCGUAGUAGAUGAGGAACAGGACGUGGAAAGACAUUUCUCUCUCGGAGAGCUACGGGAACUCUUCUCGCUCAACGAGGACACGGUCAGCGACACACACGACAGGUUUCGUUGUAGGCGCUGUGUGAACGGACGACAGGUGCGCUCUCCACCUGAUGAUUCGGACUGUACCAGCGAUCUGUCCAACUGGCAGCACUGUGCAGAUAAGAGAGGACUGAGAGAUCCUGUACUUCAGGCAUCGUGGGACGCUGCCGUCUCCUUCGUCUUUCACCAACGCUCACACGAGGAUCAGCGAGGAGUCAUCUGAGCGUCAUGAAUCCGCAGAUCUGAUCAUACUGUACAUACUGAACAAUAAGAGGAUCUUCUGAAAUAUAAAUGUGAGGUGUAACUUGUUGUAGUACGCUGACCUUAAGAUGUUAUUGCUUUAUUUAUUUUGUAAAAGUUACAAAUUCAAUAUUACUAUCAUUGUCAUUAAAAGUGUACACUGUG